Messenger RNA from Eleginops maclovinus (Patagonian blennie), 2637 nucleotides. RefSeq names its product solute carrier family 29 member 3 (gene slc29a3). Lineage: Eukaryota; Metazoa; Chordata; Actinopteri; Perciformes; Eleginopidae. Gene Ontology annotation, cellular component: Golgi apparatus; plasma membrane. Gene Ontology annotation, biological process: nucleoside transmembrane transport. Gene Ontology annotation, molecular function: nucleoside transmembrane transporter activity. Bases 344 to 1753 code for a protein of 469 amino acids. The record is from RefSeq and is a predicted model, not a curated record. The transcript is spliced from 7 exons.
CUUACUGUUGUUUGCGGUGUCUGCUCAGAGGCAAAAGAAGAUGUUUGUCAGCUGACCAGAAAUGAAGUUGCUGUUAAAUGUAUUUUGUUUCAGCACUUGCAGUAAAGACAGAAGCAACGUCACGGUGUCUCCAACAAUGAGCUUCACAUGAUCGGGACAAUCAGACUGAUCUCACCCAGCGACAGCAGACUAUGGCUUCACAACAAACAGCCUGCCUUUUCUCGCCCCGACAAUCACAAGUGAAUCUCUCUGUUUGACAUUCCUUUCUUUGGUCUUCUUUUACUGCCUUCCCUUUUCUCGCUUACCUUUUAUUUUGUAAGCAUCCUGUGUUCUUUCUGUGAUAAUGGAGGACGCACAGCCUGUGCAGCCCAGCCUCAACUCCUCCUAUAUCCCGGCUGCUCUCGGCCACCACCAGUUAUCUGAGGAUGAGGAGAGCGAGGACCAGAAUCCCUCAACCUCACUGCUGCCCAAAAAUUUGUCAGUGCCUCUAGCCGUUCGCUACAGUCCAGAGGACUCCUACUUUCUGGUUUACAUCAUCUUCUUUCUGAUGGGCAUCGGCUCCCUGCUGCCCUGGAACUUCUUCAUAACAGCAAAACACUACUGGCUCUACAAACUGAGCAACGACACGCAUCACAGCAGCAGCGAGGAGCAACGUUCAGACCUCAGCGACUACUUUGAAAGUUAUCUGGCCAUCGCCUCCACGGUGCCCUCUGUGCUUAGUCUGAUACUCAACUAUGUCCUGGUUAACCGGGUGUCUUCCAAUGUGCGGAUCCUGUUCUCCCUUAUGGUGAUCCUGCUGGUGUUUGUGGUGACCACGGUGAUGGUGAAGGUGGACGUGUCUGACUGCAGGACGGAGUUCUUUAUUGGCACGCUGGUCAGUGUGGCUGUCGUUAGCGGAGCCUCCAACGUCUUCUCUGGCAGCGUGUUUGGGAUCAGCGGGCAUUUCCCCAUGAGGAUUUCCCAGGCUCUGAUAUCAGGCCAGGCCAUGGGAGGCACGCUGAGUGCACUCGCAUCCAUAGUGGACCUGGCAGUGGCGAAGGAUGUGACAGACAGUGCGCUCGCCUACUUCCUCACAGCCGACGUCUUCAUCCUGCUCUGCAUCGUCACAUACCUGCUACUGCCCAAGCUCUCAUACACUAGACACUACAUGCAGGCAGCAAUGCACACUAGUUCAGGCAGGAUGAGCGAGGGGGCAGCAGCAGUGUCGGUCCCACCGCUGCGGCCAAUCCUCAGGAAGACAUGGGUGCUGGGCCUGAGCGUCUUCUACGUCUUCUGUGUCUCUAUCAUGGUGUUCCCUGCAGUAUCCUCAGGAAUCCAGUCUGCCAAUAAAGACAGUGGCAGCCCCUUGACAACCACUUACUUCGUGCCUCUCACCAGUUUCCUCCUGUACAACGUAGCGGACUUCUGCGGCAGGCAGGCCACGGCCUGGCUGCAGGUCCCCGGCCCUACCAGCCGGGUCCUGCCUGUACUGGUGCUGUGCCGCUCCGUCAUGGUGCCACUCAUCAUGUUCUGUAACUAUCAGCCGAGGGACAACCUCCACACCGUGCUUUUCAGCCACGACCUGUACCCUGUGGUCUUUAACUGCCUGCUAGGCCUCACUAAUGGCUACUUAGGCACUCUGCCAAUGAUUUAUGGCCCUAAGGUGGUUCCUCGAGAGCUGGCGGAGGCCACAGGAGUCGUCAUGUCCUUCUUCCUCACUCUGGGUCUGGCUGUGGGAUCUGCUUUCUCUGUGCUCAUUGUGCACUGCAUCUGAGCAGGCUGCUGUCAUUUACAGCUGUAAAGUUGAGCUUUACAGCAGACAGCGGCUGGACAGCAGAGACUGACACUGCGGGGGUUAAGUGCACCAGUGUUCUACCAUGACGGAAAAAAGACAAUGAUCAAUUCAACUCUAAAAAGCCUUAAUGCCUCUAACUGUACAUUAUUGUGUUUGCUCGUGAUGUGAGCCUCCGGACUUUACCUUCAACAAUAGCAAUCUGUGCAGUCCAUAAGACCUCAUUAACAACAUCUAUUUGGUUCAGGGGGUGAAUAUUUGUGGUACAUAUUAAAGGUUGUUAAGCGUUAUAUUGUUUCUAACUGUAAUAAAAACAGUGAUCUUGCAGUAUUUUAAACCUCAAAUUGAACAGGAGGCGCGAGGAUGCAUUGCUUUGAGAUGCUCCUUUCUGACAAAGUAGUACACCUUUUUAUUAGGGAUUCUAUUUCAUACAAAUAUUAAUAUUAAAACAUAUCAGAAGUCAUUUUCAUUUUCAAUAGCUUCUAAGUCAUGUGGCCUAGUGACUCAUUUUUUGGAAAAUGUGUGGAAAAAUAUGUUUCUAAUUUCUACCCAAUCCCUUACACUCUCAUGACUCAGUGACUGCCAAACUAUACAAAAUAACUUCACUGAAGGCAAAGACACUUGCUUUUUAUUGGAUUUAAUGGUUUCUUUUACAAAUAACCUCCAAUUCUGAGGAAUACAGCUGAAAGUGAAUACAGCUCCAGCACUCAAAAAUGUUCUUAAAUCUCUAUCUCUACAUGUAUUGCAGCCAUUCCAGUGUCUGUUGAAUUCCAACACAGAUAAGAAAUUGUCAGUAGUUUAUAUAAUACAAUAAAAAAUAAAAACUCAGACAUAACUAUAAAUAAUAAAACAAGAGAAAAUGAUAA